Messenger RNA from Desarmillaria tabescens, 847 nucleotides. RefSeq lists its product as uncharacterized. Lineage: Eukaryota; Fungi; Basidiomycota; Agaricomycetes; Agaricales; Physalacriaceae. The record is from RefSeq and is a predicted model, not a curated record. The transcript has 8 exons. The coding region runs from base 1 to 684 and encodes 227 amino acids.
AUGAAAUUGGCAUAUGAUCAGGAACAUGCACAACUGGAGAACGCUGAGAGAUGGGCGACUGAAGACAUAUUGAAUAGAUGUGGGGUUCGCCAUAAACGGGAGUACAGGCACCGCACCACGGGAAAAGGGGCACAGGAGCUGGCUGGCACACUGCUUUUUACCGCCAAAUGGAAGCACAAUAGGGACAUACCCAUAACCCACUACCAAGGUAGCGGGAAUAUGACACAAGAUGAUUAUUACGACCGUUGGGGGCUGUUGGGGGUUUUUGCUGAUGCUAGGCUCCUGGCAGUACAACAGUAUCGCAGAAGAAAGAAAGUACUCUUUGGGGAAGACGUUGCGACAUGGCCUGGAUUCGCUCGACGCUAUCAGGACCUUUGGAAAGAAUCGCCGAUCGGUUCUGGUCUCUCCGCUGUUCUCUAUUGGAGGUUGCCAGAGAUAGAACUGUGCUUGAAAGAUGUGCGCUCUUCAAAUGGUUCGGGCCGAGCGCUACUCGCUGAUGACCCUGUCAUCAAGCUUCACACCAAGAAAAGUAUGCGCCCUCUCCCGCCCCAAGGCGGGAUGGAGUGGGAUUCCUAUACAUGGGCACUCAGAGUCAUGUUUAGGGAUGUGCACCGUACCGUUACGGAUACGGCCGUACCCCUGACGGAUGGAUACGGAUACGGAUGGACCGUGUCCGUACCGUAGGAGCAAGAAAAGCGAGGUUCACGGUACGUACGGGUAUAUGUACGGACGUAACGGCCGUAUUACGGUCGUAGAAUACACUCAAAAGACCUGCAUGCUCUCCGCAGCAUAAUACUAAUAGUCAUUGUCGUCUCCAUGUAGAGAAAAGAAGAUCUACUAUAAAAAC